AACCGCGUACGUUUGUAAAAUAUUAAAAAUGUGGCAAUUUGCGGUGAUAGUAAUGUUAGUGAAUAGUUUCUUAGGAGUAUCUGGCAAUGCAAAUGGGACCAUCUUAUCACUUUUCGACAGCCAUAAAGUGGUUAGUGACGUCAUUCCCGUGGCACCAAGGGAAAUGCUUAAUGUAACGUAUUCAAAUGCAACAGUAAAUUUGGGCGACGAGCUGACGCCUACACAAGUGACAAACGAACCUACACUCACAUGGAACGCCGCUGUCGGACAGUAUUAUACGCUAAUAUUCACAGAUGCAGACGCACCGUCUCGCAAUACACCAGAGGAUCGUCAAAUGCUACACUGGUUAGUUGGCAAUAUUCCUGGCUCCAAUGUAUCCGCUGGUGAUAUCAUCGCAGAGUAUAUUGGACCUGGGCCGGGAGAAGGAUCUGGUCUACAUAGAUAUGUGCUGUUGGUGUACCAACAGCCAUCGAAAUUGACAUUCGAUGAACUACGAAUGAAUAACACGUCACCAGCAGGUCGCCCGCGCUUCUCAACAAACCAAUUUGCAUAUAAGUACAAUCUGAGCGAUCCUGUGGCUGGUAAUUUCUUUCAAGCUCAAUAUGACUCUUCUGUCCCCUUAUUAUAUAAGCAACUCGGUAUACUUAUUAACUCUACCGAUAAUGGGUCAACAAACAAUGGCACGAGCACUACGGCUGCUCCGUCAACAAACAAUGCAACGAGCAAUACGGCUGCUCCGUCAACAAUCAAUGGGACGAGCACUACGGCUGCUCCGACAACAACCAAUGCAACGAGCACUACGGUUGCUCCGUCAACAAUCAAUGCAACGAGCACUACGGCUGCUCCGGCAACAACCAAUGCAACGAGCAGUACAGCUGCUCCGUUAGCAAUCAAUGAAACGAGCAGUAUGACUGCUCCUACGGCCACCCCGGUUAAACCAAACAAGGGCUCUAUUCUGGAAAGCAGUAUUACAAUGUUACUUGUAUUGGGAUUGUUUUAUGUAAAGUGAAAAUUCGAUAGUAAGUUAGGUAUUAGCCCGUUCACGGACAGUAAUGGCGUUUACUCUAAAAUAAAAUAUCAGAAUACGGGGUAUCACGUUUCGCUAUAGUGCUUUCUGCGUAGUUGCCCACUACUGCUUCUCUGUAGAGAAAUAUCAACAACGUACUGACAAAAUUUCUACUAAUUCAAUAUGACACAAUGGCAGUCAUCCUAUUACUUUUGUGACCGUAUGUCAAAUGAUGACGAAAUCAGUCGUUAUGCCCGGGAUACUCGAGGUUAAUUUUUCAAGCUACGACAGCAAUCUAAAUAUCCCCCGUAUCCUGGUGCAAAAAAUAUCCAUCCUAUUGCGCUAUCCUACUUCCUCACCAGCUAACGAGCCUAGAAAUGAAGCUAGUUCUGUAUACACGAAGUCAGAAUUACUACUUUGCUUAGUCUGUCUUUUUUUUGCCAGUUUUCAUAAAAUGUUAAAUAGUCAGUCAACAGUUUUAUCGAUGGACUGUGAAAGGAGGUAAAGUUUUGUCAAAAAUGUCUGAAUUCUGAAUGUUACGACGUUCUCAUGAUUUCCUCAUGAAAUUAUUUUGUAUUGAUUACACAUUUUAAUAAUAACAGGCGGAUUUGAUUAUCUGU
This is a messenger RNA of Hyposmocoma kahamanoa, 1626 nucleotides long. RefSeq names its product OV-16 antigen-like. NCBI's taxonomy places the organism in Eukaryota, Metazoa, Arthropoda, Insecta, Lepidoptera, Cosmopterigidae. The transcript has 4 exons. The record is from RefSeq and is a predicted model, not a curated record. Bases 29 to 1009 code for a protein of 326 amino acids.